GUUCUUUAGUGUGGGUCGAAACAUACUGCAUUGGUGUUUUUGCAAUAACUUGAUAAUCGCGCUGAGUCACUCAAGAUCAUGGUCAAGCAAGGACAAAGUACUCGAAUUCAAUACAAAUACUCGAUCAGCUCCUCAUAUCAUCCUUCAUCUCAAACUACCAUUCAAAAUGUCGUCUCCCAGAGUCGCAAUCAUCAUUUACUCCAUGUACGGCCAUAUCGCCAAGUUGGCCGAGUCCGUCAAGAGUGGUGUCGAAUCUGCUGGCGGCACCACCACCAUCUACCAGAUCGGCGAAACUUUACCCGCGGAAGUCCUUGCAAAGAUGCAUGCUCCUGCAAAGCCGAAUUAUCCUAUCAUCGCACCAAGUGACCUUGCCAACUUUGAUGCCUUUAUCUUCGGUGUCCCUACUCGUUAUGGCAAUUUCCCCGCCCAGUGGAAAGCUUUCUGGGACGCAACUGGUGGGUUGUGGGUCAGUGGUGCCUUGGCCGGCAAAUUCGCGGGUGUCUUCGUUUCUACCGGCACUCCAGGUGGAGGACAGGAAGCUACCGUCAUCAACUCCCUUUCUACUCUCUCUCAUCACGGAAUCAUCUACGUUCCCCUGGGUUACAAAACCACUUUUGCACUACUCUCUAACAUGACUGAAGUUCGCGGUGGUUCCCCUUGGGGUGCAGGCACUUACGCUGGGCCUGAUGGCUCACGCCAGCCUACAGCCCUCGAACUAGAGCUCGCUACCCUCCAAGGCAAGGGCUUCUGGGAGACCGUUUCCAAGUACAAUUUCUAAAACCAUAUAUAAACAUGCAUACAGUAUUCGAAAAGUUUUGUAGUAAUAGGUACCAUCCGUGGAACAGGGAUCAACUUUGACGCGUGAACCAUUGCUCGCUUAGUCCAGGGUUGUUGCGCGUUGUUUGACUGGAAACAACUCCUGAUAUCGCCGUGUGCGUACUUGGACUUGAGGAGCAGUCUUUAGUCGCAGUCACUGUAUGCGUAUAUGCAACACUUUCAUACAAGUAGUCGCGCAACUAAAUUUCAUCCACAAUACUAGACUGCCCUUUCGAUCACCAGCAGUCGCAGCGGUAGUCUUCGGCGGUUCUUAUGUUUCAGCUCCGAUAAACACACGGGACGUCAAGAAAGCCUCAAAUAAGCGCAGAUCGUUUUCGAACAACAGGGGAACUUAC
Messenger RNA from Suillus bovinus, 1172 nucleotides. RefSeq names its product flavoprotein-like protein. The record is from RefSeq and is a predicted model, not a curated record. The coding region runs from base 167 to 778 and encodes 203 amino acids. Gene Ontology annotation, molecular function: NAD(P)H dehydrogenase (quinone) activity; FMN binding. The transcript is spliced from 5 exons. NCBI's taxonomy places the organism in Eukaryota, Fungi, Basidiomycota, Agaricomycetes, Boletales, Suillaceae.